Olea europaea var. sylvestris is the source of this 3393-nucleotide messenger RNA. Its product is annotated as subtilisin-like protease SBT2.5. The coding region runs from base 435 to 2900 and encodes 821 amino acids. The transcript has 12 exons. Gene Ontology annotation, molecular function: serine-type endopeptidase activity. Gene Ontology annotation, biological process: proteolysis. Lineage: Eukaryota; Viridiplantae; Streptophyta; Magnoliopsida; Lamiales; Oleaceae. The record is from RefSeq and is a predicted model, not a curated record.
AUGAAAUCAUCAAGGCUUCUCCUGCUGUCCUCCAUCAUCGGGCAUUUGUCUGGUUCAUCCUCAAUAAAUAAAAACACACAAUGAGAAGAACCCUAACUACCUCCCCUUCAUUCGUCCUCAACAACCAAUAAAAAACAACUCUUUUCUUCGUACCCAUUAAGAAUACUGAAACUAUCAAGAAAAUUUAAAUGUAGCUAGCUGAUCAGCUUCAUUUCAUGAUUUCUUGGUGGUGAAGAGUAAGCAAAUUAGAAACAGCUUGGAGUUUUGCUAUUAGCAUUUUGGGUUCUUUCUUUUCUUGGAUAAAUAAUAUUCGCAUGGAGUAGAUGAAAUAAGAGAAGAGAAGAAAAAGAAAUCAGAAACGGAGAAAAAGGAAACGAACUUCAAGUUCAGAUUUGGAAUUGUGGGGCGUGAGGAGUUGGGACAGAUUGGCUAAAAUGAGGAACAUAAGGAACAUCUGUUCUUUUCUUAUUGUAAUGUUAUUGGGUCUUUUGGUUCUUGGGAAAGCAGAAAUAUACAUUGCGACAGUUGAAGGGGAACCCGUGAUAAGUUAUAAAGGUGGUGUCGAUGAUUUUCUAGCCACUGCUGUGGAAUCUGAUUCUAAUGAGAAAAUUGAUGUCACUAGUGAAUUGGUAACAUCUUACGCCCACCAUCUAGAGAAGAAGCAUGAUAUGCUUCUUGGAAUGUUGUUUGAGCGUGGGACCUACAGGAAGCUCUAUAGCUACCGUCAUCUUAUCAAUGGCUUUGCAGUUCACAUUUCUCCCGAGCAGGCAGAAAUACUUAGAGGAGCACCUGGUGUUAAAUCUGUUGAGAUAGAUUGGAAGGUGAGGAGACUGACAACCCACACACCCCAGUUUUUGGGGCUUCCUACUGGUGUAUGGCCAACAGGAGGUGGCUUUGACAGAGCUGGAGAAGAUAUUGUGAUAGGCUUUGUGGAUUCCGGUAUUUAUCCUCAUCAUCCAAGCUUUUCAAGUCACAACACUGAGCCCUAUGGGCCUGUUCCAAAAUACAGAGGAACAUGUGAAAUUGAUCCAAACACCAAGAAGGACUACUGUAAUGGGAAGAUUAUUGGAGCUCAACAUUUUGCCAAAGCUGCUAAAAUGGCUGGCGCGUUUAAUGCUGAAAUUGAUUUUGAUUCUCCCCUUGAUGGUGAUGGACAUGGAAGCCACAUAGCGGCUAUUGCAGCUGGAAAUAAUGGAAUUCCUGUGAGAAUGCAUGGAUUUGAAUUUGGAAGAGCAAGUGGGAUGGCACCUCGUGCCAGGAUUGCUGUCUACAAGGCCCUCUACAGAUUAUUUGGUGGUUUUGUUGCAGAUGUAGUUGCUGCAAUUGAUCAGGCUGUUCAUGAUGGUGUGGACAUUCUGAAUCUCUCAGUGGGGCCAAACAGUCCUCCGGCAACAACAAAGACAACUUUUUUAAACCCUUUCGAUGCUACACUUCUUUCAGCUGUGAAAGCUGGAGUUUUUGUUGCACAGGCAGCCGGAAAUGGUGGUCCUUUUCCCAAAACCUUGUUGUCUUAUAGUCCGUGGAUAGCAUCUGUAGGUGCCGCAGUUGAUGAUCGGAGAUACAAGAACCAUCUGACCUUGGGAAAUGGGAAAAUCUUGGCUGGACUUGGUUUGUCACCUGCAACACAUGCAAAUCGAACAUUUACCUUGGUAGCAGCUAAUGACGUGAUGCUGGAUUCUUCAGUUGCAAGGUACAGUCCUGCUGACUGCCAAAAGCCGGAAGUUUUGAACAAGAAUUUGGUGGCAGGGAACAUUCUCCUCUGUGGCUACUCCUUUAAUUUUGUCAUUGGUACUGCUUCAAUAAAAAAGGUCUCACAAACUGCAAAGAGUCUUGGCGCAAUUGGUUUCGUUCUAGCAGUGGAAAAUGCUUCACCAGGAACAAAAUUUGAUCCUGUUCCUGUUGGUAUUCCUGGAAUCCUCAUUUCAGAUGUUAGCAAGUCCACGGAACUCAUAGACUACUACAAUAUCUCUACACCAAGAGAUUGGACUGGGCGGGUUAAGAGCUUCAAGGCAGUAGGAAGUAUCGGGGACGGUCUAAAGCCUAUUCUCCACAAGUCUGCCCCACAAGUAGCAUUGUUCUCUGCUCGAGGACCUAAUAUCAAAGACUACAGCUUUCAAGAUGCAGAUCUCCUGAAACCAGAUAUUCUUGCUCCUGGUUCUCUAAUUUGGGCUGCCUGGGCUCCUAAUGGAACGGAUGAGGCAAACUAUGUUGGUGAAGGAUUUGCUAUGAUAUCUGGAACUAGCAUGGCUGCACCACAUAUAGCAGGAAUAGCUGCUCUCGUGAAGCAGAAGCACCCCCACUGGAGUCCUGCAGCUAUCAAAUCUGCCUUGAUGACUACAUCAACUACCCUUGACAGGGCAGAAAGACCACUUCAAGCUCAAAUAUAUUCUGGAUCCGAUACUGUGGCUCUGGUCCCUGCAACACCUUUCGAUUGUGGGAGUGGCCAUGUCAGUCCUAGAGCUGCUCUGGAUCCUGGACUUGUUUUUGAUGCAGGAUAUGAAGACUACUUAGGGUUCUUGUGCACCACACCCGGAAUUGAUGCUCAAGAGAUAAAAAACCAUAUGAAUUCCCCAUGCAAUUAUACUUUAGGCCAUCCAUCAAAUCUCAACACCCCCUCAAUCGCUAUUUCGCAUCUCGUGGGAACUAAAACGGUCACACGCACUGUGACAAAUGUUGCCCAGGAAGAAACCUAUGUGAUCACUGCAAGAAUGGCACCUGCAGUUGCCAUCGAAACCAGCCCUCCGGCAAUGACUCUACGACCCGGUGCAUCACGGGAAUUCUCUGUGACGCUCACUGUUCGCUCAGUCACCAGAUCCUACAGUUUUGGAGAGGUUUUGUUGAAAGGCAGUAGAGGGCACAAGGUAAGGAUUCCUGUUGUGGCCAUGGGUUAUAAUCGGUAGGCUGGUCACAAGUUAAUGACACGUUUUGGCAUGCAGUAUUGAACAUGACUAGACAGUGCAGUGAACAAGAUUUUAACUUCUCCUUUAUCAUCGACAUUGUCAAGUACUGUGCAAUUCAUCUCGCCAAAUUAUGUUAUCAUGAUGGUAUUCUUUUGGAUCUUUGUGGGGAAUAUUGUGCAUGAGGCCAGAUGUGUUUCGUCAACAAGAUAUAUUUCGAGAAGAUGAAAAGAUAAAUGGUACGAAGCGAUGUUUCAUUUUGUCCAAUCGAGUUAGUUUUGCUUAUUUGUUGUGUAAUAUGGUGGAAUGCUUGGAUUCCCCAUUACAUUGGAAGUGGCCUUGGUUUGAAGGAGGUUGAUAAGGUUUGAUACCCUUCUCUACUGUAAUUUUGACUGCUUAUGUAAUAACUAAUUAUUGUUAGCUGAAGUGUCAUAUUUUUUGCAUUUGCAAUAUUGUAAAGAUUGUGUUAAAUAUCAAUUUACUUUGCAUCCUUCAA